UGAUACGGAGGGGACAGCGGGAUAGACAGACAUUUUUUCAGAGAAGUCACCCAAAAUACCUUAGAUUUGACGUACGUUCGUUGGAGACGAGACAGUUUUUUAGCAUUUUUUAUAAAACGAUUUUCCGAAAGCAACCAUUUGCUGAAGUUAAGUGAUAGUUCGAGUGAUCAUUUGACAAGUUUCAGUCAAUUCGUAUUCGAGAGUGCCGGAAUUAUCGGUAUUUCGCGAACCAGUAUUAUGCGCUGAGUGAAAUGGCUGCCAACGAACAACGUCAAGAGGAGCAAAGGGAGCCUGCACAUCAUGCAAGGCGACCAAUGAAUGCAUUCCUAAUUUUCUGCAAACGGCAUCGUGGCUCUGUGAGAUCUGGCUUUCCACAUUUAGAGAAUCGAGCUGUCACUCGUGUCCUCGGCGAAUGGUGGGCCACUCUCCAUCCUGAUCAGAAACGCUGUUAUACCAACCUUGCACAAGAGUAUAAGGAUGCGUUUUUGAACGCUAAUCCAGAUUUCAAGUGGUACAAAUUACCGGCACCACCACUACGUACUUUAACUACUAGGCCAACAAACAAAAAAACAGAAUUCGAUACGGGGGAGCCAGGCCAGGAUCUAAGCAGCACAGAAUCUGACUUGACAAAGAUAGACAAAAGGGAGGGCCAAUCAAUCCAGCCAGGAAAGUUGGCUGAUGAGUCUCAAAUUGGUGGGCUAAGCUCGCUUUUUACACCACUAAAAGCCCAAACACAGGAAACUGUGCCAAUAAUCAAUGGAAAUAACGACCAAUUGAAUGUCAAUGAAAACAUCAGUGUGCCUAAACCUCCCAAAAAACGAUACACUGAACUUCCACAUCCGGUCAUCCAAAAAAGAGAAAUCAAGGUCGAUUUGUUUGGAGAAAAGAAAAAAGAAUCUAACAACAACAACAAUCAACCAUCUUUGGAUCAGUUUGAAACUGACUACUUUCAGGGUGCUGAGAUAGAAAAGAAUGGCAAUAAUUUGUACUAUGAAGGUACAGGAUCACCUGAGGAAAGUGGAUUUCGAGGUGAAAGAACAUGCAAAGGAUUGCGCUAUCAGAAAUUUCUUGCCGAACAGGUGAGAGCUGUUGGCCCAACAGGACAGCAAACAAGACGAAGACGAGCUGCUGAAUUUUCAAGUCCUGAAGAACAAACAAUUGAGAGGAGGAAUUCAAUUUCUUCAAAUUUCAGUGAAAAGACUGAUUCAGUGAGCAGCGAAGGAAGUGGUAGUACUCGCGGCGAGUUAGAGCACUUAGUGGAAAGCGCGGAGGGCAAGUUGGAGGCCUCAAAGCCAGAAGAAACAGAAACAGAGGAAGCUGGUGGUCAAUUACACUAUGAUACAUGGACACCUCGUAAACGAUUCAAGGCAGAGGAUUUCAAUCUGGAGAAAAAAAUAGAGGCCUUGCCAUCUCUGAGUUUAGAGGAAUUCCAAGAGAAGAAGAAGCAGCAGCGUACCAAGAAGAAAAAGAUUGUCCAAAAGUUAAACUCCAAUGCUUCCAGUAGGAAGCAGAGUAACUCGUCAACUAACACACAGUCGCUAGAUGGGAUGGACAAGGCAUUAUUGGUCGGAAGUCAAAAACGAAAGGCUCGAAAACAAAGUAUAACACGUAACGCUGGAGCAAGUGGUGCAGUCAAAGGUGGUGAUGACCAAGAUACUAAAGAAUGGGGUACGGCGCCGGACCUGGGUGCACUGGCCUGCCUUGCAGCAGUUGCUGCCGAUCGAACCAAACUCAUGAAAUAGUAAUGUCUUCAAAUUUCACGGGAGUUUAAACUAACUUAACGUAAUCCAACCCUCAACACCACCAAACCAAUGUUAUUUGAUACUACGCAUAUGCCUACAUAUAGGUAUAAUAUCCAAUAUAUAUGUAAACAUUAUUAUUAUCAAUAUUAUCAUUGUUAUUAGCAAAACUUUGAUGUCCCAUUAAAAUUUUGAACUCAAAUAUGAGAAAUUAUAUUGCUAUACAUAUAGAAAUAGAUGUACCGUAUAGUAUAGGUAAACAGGGAUAUUUUUUUAAUACUUUAUUACAAGACGUUCAUAAAGCAUAGAUAUACCGCAGUAUGUACCUAACACCGUAUAUCUUUAUUUUCUGCAUCGAAGUUUCAGUUUUCAUGAUUCUUGUUGAUGCCAAUUCGUACAGACAUUUAUUUUGUUUGUUUUGAAAUAAUGUUGAUUUUAUUAUAAUUGUUUUAUUCUUUUCCAAUAACAGUUUAGAGAACACAAAAAAAGUUAUUAAUUUCAGCUGUCAGAUUUUGUAUAUCUCGACCAUUUUCGAAGAAAUUUGUAGCGUGUGACACUUUGCCUGUACGAAUCAUAUCUAUGUGAACCAACCGGAUGUCAUGGUGCUUCGAUAUUUUCUUACAACAUACUAAAUGUAACAUAAAUAGGCAUCUUUAGAUGCAAAUACCUACAUAAUAUCAUAGAAUGGAAGAGGAGAUCCACGAUAAGAAAUUAUUGAGAAAGAAAAGAUUUUUCAAUGCUUAUUUGACAUUGGGUUAGGUUGGUCCUAGGAUGGUGCAACUCUGAUUGAAUCUGUUAGUAACUGAGUUUAUCAUAUACCACCGACUGUGAAAUUGAAAAUAUAGUAAUCAAUAUUGUUAUAAUUAACAGUUGCUAUAUAACCCUGACUAUAUUUUCUGUGAGCGUUUAGUGUUCGUAGUGGUAGCUGGUGCAGUAUUAGAGAGUCCACUACGAUUCGGACAGGAGACGAAAACUAAAAGAAUAAAGAUGCAAAAAAGAUAUAAUCAAAAUGUAUAAACAAACCAUAUAUAAAUAUAUAUAUAUGUAUAAGUGUAUACAUAUAGAAAUACAUAUGUACACACGUAUGUAUAUAUAAUAACAUAUAUUUUGUAAGAAUACUAAAAACUAAUAUAUUUGAAUGUAUAUUAAUACUAUUUAUAUUAACUAACGUAUGUGAGUAGGAUUAGGAUUUUACGAAUGCCAGUUUAUGGCAUUGUUGGAAGAAGUAAGAGACUUGUCUGUGAUUUUGGCUAAAGGAAUUUUUAAUGUUUUAUAUUUUUCUAUCAAUUAUAUCUCUUUAAUUGUGUUAAAAAUCAGUCCUGGAAGCAAUUAUCGAUUGUUGAAUACAAUCGAACUGUUAUGAAUAAUCUUUUGUUGAAUUAUUAAAAGGGGAUAUAGAUAUAUUAAUUGUAUUUCAAACGUGCCUUGAAGGAAGAUAAACGUGUGGUGAUUCAAAAAUAACGACCAAGAUUACAUUUUAUUUGAUUUUUGGAUAUUAUGUCAUUUUGUUUGGUCUUUGUACACCAAUCUGUGUCGUACAUACUAUAACCUACGUAUUAGAUUUUUAUGAUCUGUCGAAAAUUGUUCAAACAUUACAAUAUGAAUGCGUUAUUUGAGAUUUAGCUGCAAGGAGAGUUCAAGAAAGGGUAUUUUGAGAUGGAGAUUUUUCGAAUUUUACUGCACAAAAUCUGUGUAACUAGCUUUAAACAUGUAAUUUACACGAGCAUAUAUUAUAGUACAUUAUAUAUACUUGUAACAUAUUGUAUACUGUUUAUAUAAAUAAAUAUAUGAUAUUUUGAUGUAA
This is a messenger RNA of Athalia rosae (coleseed sawfly), 3543 nucleotides long. It is a transcript of the gene bbx, whose product is annotated as HMG box transcription factor BBX. Gene Ontology annotation, biological process: regulation of transcription by RNA polymerase II. The transcript has 8 exons. Gene Ontology annotation, molecular function: DNA-binding transcription factor activity, RNA polymerase II-specific; RNA polymerase II transcription regulatory region sequence-specific DNA binding. Gene Ontology annotation, cellular component: nucleus. NCBI's taxonomy places the organism in Eukaryota, Metazoa, Arthropoda, Insecta, Hymenoptera, Athaliidae. The record is from RefSeq and is a predicted model, not a curated record. The coding region runs from base 252 to 1742 and encodes 496 amino acids.